CUAGUGAAAUUGUUAAAGAAAAUAAACUGUUACAUGAUGAAGCUUAUAAGAAAUUUGAAGAAGAGAAGAAAUUGAAGAAAGAGUUAAUUAAAAAUAUCCAAGCUGAAGAAUCAUCUGCGAUUAUGACGAAAUCAUUGACUACUAAACAGGUUAGCUUGUCAAUAUACAAGAAAUGUAUCUCAUUAAUUUUGAUCUUUACCUGUAAUGUAAUCUAA
Messenger RNA from Heterobilharzia americana, 215 nucleotides. NCBI's taxonomy places the organism in Eukaryota, Metazoa, Platyhelminthes, Trematoda, Strigeidida, Schistosomatidae. The record is from the annotation of a GenBank genome assembly.